Molecule: messenger RNA, 2765 nt
Organism: Chlorocebus sabaeus (green monkey)
Lineage: Eukaryota; Metazoa; Chordata; Mammalia; Primates; Cercopithecidae
Gene: GPR83
Product: G protein-coupled receptor 83
Biological process (GO): neuropeptide signaling pathway
Cellular component (GO): plasma membrane
Molecular function (GO): neuropeptide Y receptor activity
Source: RefSeq, a predicted model, not a curated record
GGCGCCGCCGGCAGGGUGGGGGGAGCGAGGCUUGUCAGAGCUGGAGCGCGUCACCGUCGCCGCGAGAGACGCCGCGCUGCCCAAUAGGCAGAGGCGCUCCCUAGCAGCCUGGUGGGAGUAGAGAUAUAAAAGUGCUCCAACAAACCCGGAGCUGGGGUGCCGACCGCGGGCUGCUGGCGGGCUGCGCUGUGCUCCGCGGGUCCAGGUUAACUGGCUCCUCGGGACGGCCUUGCACGCUCUGCGCCCCGCACUCCGGCUGCGGCCCCGAGCCCGGCGAGAGGGCGCCCGACCCGCAGGCUCCAAGGGGAGGGGUGGCUCAUGCAAAAUGGUCCCUCACCUCUUGGUGCUCUGUCUCCUCCCCUUGGUGAGAGCCACCGAGCCCCACGAGGGCCGGGCCGACGAGCAGAGCCUGGAGGCGGCCCUGGCCGUGCCCAAUGCCUCGCACUUCUUCUCCUGGAACAACUACACCUUCUCCGACUGGCAGAACUUUGUGGGCAGGCGGCGCUACGGCGCCGAGUCCCAGAACCCCACGGUGAAAGCCCUGCUCAUCGUGGCUUACUCCUUCAUCAUUGUCUUCUCACUCUUUGGCAACGUCCUGGUCUGUCAUGUCAUCUUUAAGAACCAGCGAAUGCACUCGGCCACCAGCCUCUUCAUCGUCAACCUGGCAGUUGCCGACAUAAUGAUCACGCUGCUCAACACCCCCUUCACUUUGGUUCGCUUUGUGAACAGCACAUGGAUAUUUGGGAAGGGCAUGUGCCAUGUCAGCCGCUUUGCCCAGUACUGCUCCCUGCACGUCUCAGCACUGACGCUGACAGCCAUUGCGGUGGACCGCCACCAGGUCAUUAUGCACCCCUUGAAACCCCGGAUCUCAAUCACAAAGGGUGUCAUCUACAUCGCUGUCAUCUGGACCAUGGCUACGUUCUUUUCACUCCCACAUGCUAUCUGCCAGAAAUUAUUUACCUUCAAAUACAGUGAGGACAUUGUGCGCUCCCUCUGCCUGCCAGACUUCCCUGAGCCAGCUGACCUCUUCUGGAAGUACCUGGAUUUGGCCACCUUCAUCCUGCUCUACAUCCUGCCCCUCCUCAUCAUCUCUGUGGCCUACGCUCGUGUGGCCAAGAAACUGUGGCUGUGUAACAUGAUUGGCGAUGUAACCACGGAGCAGUACCUUGCCCUGCGGCGCAAAAAGAAGACGACCAUCAAAAUGUUGAUGCUGGUGGUGGUCCUUUUUGCCCUCUGCUGGUUCCCCCUCAACUGCUACGUCCUCCUCCUGUCCAGCAAGGUCAUCCGCACCAACAAUGCCCUCUACUUUGCCUUCCACUGGUUUGCCAUGAGCAGCACGUGCUAUAACCCCUUCAUAUACUGCUGGCUGAACGAGAAUUUCAGGAUUGAACUAAAGGCAUUACUGAGCAUGUGUCAAAGACCUCCCAAGCCUCAGGAGGACAGGCCACCCUCCCCGGUUCCUUCCUUCAGGGUGGCCUGGACAGAGAAGAAUGAUGGCCAGAGGGCUCCCCUCGCCAACAACCUCCUGCCCACCUCCCAACUCCAGUCUGGUAAGACAGAUCUGUCAUCUGUGGAACCCAUUGUGACAAUGAGUUAGAGGAGGUUGGGAAGAGGGAGUGGGAGGGGUCUGUCUCCACCCAAGGCAGGGAAAGAGAGCCCAUUCUCACACAUGAUCUUCAGAGUGCUGGAAACAUGCUCCUGCAGAAGCUGUAGGACUCUUGAAUUCCUAGGAAACUGUCCAGCCUCCUAGCCCCAUGUGAUGUGAAAACUAAAAGGCACCACCAACUAGACAUGUGUUCAUAAAUUCCCAUCUAAGAAACACUGGGAGGCACAGCAGUCUGGAUCUCUGAGGAAGAGGAGCAAGGACAACUUUGGCCCAGAUGGGGGCUGAAUCAUUCAACUGCCUCCAUCUGUGGGGCAGCUGCUGCCCUACAGCCCUUCCUACUGCUAAGCAUCCCGAAGGGAGACCUGCAUCACACUUUGGGUGUGGUGACCCAGAUGCACAGAGCUCUGCUUGAAACAAGUACACGGGCCAGGGAAAUGCCAGCAAGCCAGAGUGGGCGUGGAGAUUUUUAUGCCUCACUUUCUGGAGUCACUGGGCCAUAAUGAAUCAGAAGUCUUCAGUGGCCUAGCAAUACGCAGACAAGAAAGGACCAACUUGGGUUCCUUAAAACAAAGCGCACUUAUUAUUACCACUUAGAAAAAUUCAGAAAAGCAUACACACACACACACACAAUCACUCUCUUAUCCCAUCCAUUUGUGAUAACAUCUGUGAACAUGCUGUGGCUCUAUUUGCAAUGUUUUCCUUUGUGUGUGUGACUGUGUGCAUGUGUGCAUGACCUUUUUUUUUUAUUUAUACUUUUUCAUUUAGAUUGUAAUAAUUAACAGAAACAGGGGUACCUUUCCCAGGGGUGUCCACCAGAAGAGUUGAAGAAGAGGUGAGAAGAACCCAAGGUGAAGCCUGUCACCAUGCAGACAGAACUGCCCCCUACCAUAGACAGUGGUGGGAAGGGCCUGGCUUACAUGCCCCUCCUUAGAGGCAGCCUCACGAUGAACCAGGGAAUCAAACUCAACCAGGAGGCAUGAUUCCUCCUCUCCUGCUAUUGCGCAAAAACAAGAGGUGGUGAAACGUUGUUCUGUUUUCACAAGAGAUGAGGGAGCAGGCUUUCCAAUAUGCUGGAAGUAAUUGUGCUUAGACACCUCAUCCUCCCGAGCUGUCUAGAAAGGCAUUUUGCUGUGUUUUCUGAAUAAUGGGAGUUUUUUCA